AUGAAAGUCAUAACUGCAACCAUGACAAGUGUUAGUGUAACAGCCACCAGCAGAACGGCGAGCAGCUUAACAGCGACCCGCACUUUGUCCACUAGCACCGCGACCAGCAUCACUACCCUGACCACUGCCACCAUUACCAGCAGCUCUACCCUGAUCACGGCCACGACCAGCAUGACCACUGACACAGUGACUAUCGGCACCACCACGAGCAUGUCCACCACCACCACCAUGUCCACAGUCACCAGUAUCAUCGCCUCGACUGCGGUCAGCACCACUACCCUUACUAGUGCCACCAUUACCACUGGCACAGCGACCAGCGGUACUACCACGACCACUGCCACCACUACCAGCAUCACGACGUUGUCCAUCACCGCAAAUACCAGGACCACUGCCACUUUCACCAGCACCACGACCCUAUUCACUGUCACCACUACCAGCACUACCAUCCCUCUCGGUGCCACCACCUCCAUCACAACACAGACAAGCACAACGACGCGAGUAUUUUCGGUGUCGGCCUCAUUUCGGUUUGAGAGCACGGGCACUCAAGAACAGGUGGAAAAUGCGUCGGUGACUGCCCUUGCUGCACAUCAGCACGUGCCCGAGAGUGCUGUGACCUGUCAUGCAUCGGUCCUCACCUUUUCGCGACGGCUCCUGACAGACCGGGAGCUCACUGGCUCAAUCAUACAUUGGCAGGUUGAUUGGAAUUUAGUUGCAAAUGAAAAUGUCGCUUCUUCCGUCUACUUCCUAGCAUCAUUGUUGCACCAGCAUGUGAACACGACUUCGGGAUUGAAUUCAGGCACGAUUGAAGAUUUUCAUGAUUUAUUUGAUACCGCCCUUUCUUCCAUGAAUUUGACUCUCAUAACAAAUUCAAGUGCCUUGCUCCACGACGAGCCACGGAUGUUGGAGAUCACCGUCACCCAGACGACUUCAACAACGACAGUAACGGGAUCAGCGAGACUGGAAGGCGAAGGCAGCGACGCCAAUGUUAUGAUCAUAAUCAUAGUUGGUGUGAUCUUUGCUUUGUGUUGUUGUGCUCUAUCUUACUGCUGGGCGAAAAAGUUUCAGCAACGGAUCUCACAAGAGGACGUGAUGCUUGAUGUGGAUGUCGAGGAAAAUAAUCAGGAAGCCGAGCAUGUCGAGGACAACGCCGUAAGCCAAGUUUAA
This is a messenger RNA of Prorocentrum cordatum, 1164 nucleotides long. Lineage: Eukaryota; Dinophyceae; Prorocentrales; Prorocentraceae. The record is from the annotation of a GenBank genome assembly.